AUGUCGUCCGGGAGGGAGGCGACCGUCACGAGGGUGUCCGGUCUGCAGCGACGGGCCGCGGCCGAGCCGGCUCCGAGGCAGCCUUCCCUGAGCAAGGUGUUGGCGGAUGCGGCCGACCGGGACGAGGACGGGGAGGGGGAGGAGGAGGAGGCGGGCGGGGACGGCUCCUCGUCGGACCCGACGCUCGAUGCGCGGAAGGAGCGGCCGCGCGGCGCGUACCUCUUCGUGGUGGUCUGCGUGGCAUGCGCCUCGGCCCUGGUGGGCGGCGUAUUCCUCAUGCCUCGCGUCUGGGUGGCGGGCUACGAGCUGUGGCGCGCGAUCUUGUUGCUGAACGUGGCGGUCUUCUCGUUCGGUGCAUUCACGCUGCUGGUCAGAGGCACCGCCUUCGUGGUCGGCCGGCUCACGUACGGGGGCCGAUCGCACUACCUCAUGCACAACCUGAGGGUGCCCAUACGCAACGUGUUCUGGUCGUCGACGUGCUACGCGACGUGGAGGGGUCUGUUCCGGGACGUCCGAGCCGACCGCCCCGGCGUGCGGCCGAGGGUGGACGCCGUCGUCACGUCGAUCCAGAUCACGAUAGUGGUGCUCGCGGUCCAGUCGAUCUUGGUGCGCCUCCUGGCCAACAAGUUCCACGCGGGGACGUACUUCGAUCGGAUCAGGAGGUCCGUGGCCAACCAACUGGUGGUGGAGCGGCUCUCCGUGCCGUACCACAGCCUUCCGGACGUCCGCCCGACCGAGGAGGACCUGGAGGCGAGCCUGCGGAGGAAGCGAGGGGAGCGACAGACGAUCAUGCCGCCCGACGUGUCCUUCAACGCGCUGCUGAGCAUCGCCAGGAAGCGGCGCAAGAUGCCCGAGUGCGCGGACGAGGCGUCCGCGAGGCUCUUCGCGCAGGACGUGUUCGCGAACGUGGUGCCGGACUCGAGCGUCGAAGCGUUCGAUCGGACGCACCUGACGCGCUUCUUCGUCGGCUGCGAGGGCCAGAUCCACGAGUUCAUGGACGCCUGCUUCGAGGGCGCGGACGAGGUGCGUCUGCAGACCUUCCAGGACUUCAUCGUGCGCCUGAACGAGGAGAUCGUCCUGCUGAAGCUCGCAUUGACCGACAAGCGGAGCGCGAUCGCUUCCAUCUCCACGGCCACGCGCGCGGUGUGUCUCGCGGCCUGCGCCCUGGUGGUCUGCAUCAUCGUCUUCAGGCUCGACCUCACGAAGGUCAUGGUCCUGGCUAGCAGCUGGCUCGUCAGCUCCAUCCUGAUAGUGGGGCCGGCCAUUCGGGACGUCGUGGACGGGGUGGUCUUCGUCUUCGUCCGGCACCCUUACGACGUGGGCGACUUCGUGGAGAUAGACAAGGAGGUGUAUCUGGUGGACUCGGUGGGGCUGCUCUCGACGACCUUCCUGUACAAACGGAGGAUCACGAGCAUCCCCAACAAGGGCCUGGCCGGGGGGGUCAUAGUGAACCUGUCGCGCACCACCACUGCCCGUGCGUCCGUCUGA
Molecule: messenger RNA, 1488 nt
Organism: Klebsormidium nitens
Lineage: Eukaryota; Viridiplantae; Streptophyta; Klebsormidiophyceae; Klebsormidiales; Klebsormidiaceae
Source: the annotation of a GenBank genome assembly